Fusarium coffeatum is the source of this 1935-nucleotide messenger RNA. RefSeq lists its product as uncharacterized. The transcript is spliced from 4 exons. The record is from RefSeq and is a predicted model, not a curated record. The coding region runs from base 1 to 1935 and encodes 644 amino acids. Gene Ontology annotation, molecular function: DNA-binding transcription factor activity, RNA polymerase II-specific; zinc ion binding; DNA binding. Gene Ontology annotation, biological process: regulation of DNA-templated transcription; DNA-templated transcription. Gene Ontology annotation, cellular component: nucleus. NCBI's taxonomy places the organism in Eukaryota, Fungi, Ascomycota, Sordariomycetes, Hypocreales, Nectriaceae.
AUGACCAGUCGAGAACUAUCAAAUCAUAUGAACACGUUCCGAUUGAUCCGGCCGCAGCGGGUCAAGCGAAACAGGCCAACGGUGUCAUGUACCGCCUGCCGAGCCCGUAAGCAGAGAUGUGAUAGACAGCAGCCUUGCAGCGGGUGCCAGAAGCGUGGUAUUCAAGAAUCAUGUUGUUUCGAGUCCCUUCCAAGACCUGCUAAGUCUACCUCGGCCGAGAAUAGCGAGGGUCGGGUUCAAAGUGAGCUUCGACAAAUGCGGAGUGUGCUGCAGAGCCUCCUCAGUCAGCCUGGACAAGACCAAUCAGCCGAAUCCUACAAACAGCUGCUUGAGAGCGUAGGGCGUAUCGAGCAGAAAAUCGACCAAAAUCCCAGCCAAAGUCUUACAAAGACUCCUUCUACAUACCAUAUUCCAGAAAUUAUCUUCGGACCUACGGAAAAGGUUUCAGUGCGAGAUAUUCCCAAAGCGUUGCCGUCUCGUCAGAUAACGGAUCGCAUGGUAUCAGCAUACUUCAACGCCAAAUACGUCGCCGUUCCGUUUAUUCACACUCACCAAUUUCGUCGACAGUAUGAAGAAUUCUGGAAGGAUCCAACUUCCAGCAGUUUCUUGUGGAUCAGUAUAUUGUUCUCGAUUAUGGCUGUUGGUGCUAUAAUUUCAAAGUCAGCUGUCCAAGAGUCAUCGCUGUAUAUCAACCUGUCAGCGCGAUACCUUGUCUCGGGACAGUACCACAAGGCUGCAGAGUUCUCAGUCGAAGCCUUGGCCAUGCAUCUUCAUGCCCGAAGCUUCCAGAAGGACAACCCAGACCCAGACCUCGAUCCAUCUCAAUUACAUGCAGUGACCGUUCGUAUUGCUCAACAGAAAUUCUAUCAUUGCGAUAUGAACCAGUUUUUACAACUCGUCACUCCAUUUGAAGCAGAGAUGAGACGGCGCGUUUGGUUCUUCAUCCAGUAUCACGACGUGUUAACUUCGCUCGAGUAUGGUCUUCCUCCACUAAUCCAUGGAGAAACAUCCUCGGGCUACCAUCCUACAAACGCCACAGAUGACGACUUCGAUGAGGACUCCAUGGUUGUAUCGACGCGGCCGACUACGGAAGCUCAAUCCAUGUUACCCUAUGUGUUCAUGUCUCGGCUUCUGCCAAUCUUACGUCGAAUAAUAUGUCAUACUCAAGGCUUCGAGAUAUGUAGCUACUCGGACGCAAUGUCUUUAAAGGCGCAAUUAGACGCCUGGUACGGCUCGAUACCUCCUUGCCUUCGCAUCCGCUCGAUCAAAGAUUCUGCAUUCACCGAUUCUAAUCACAUUGCCAUGCAACGAGUCCUCCUUGAGCUUAUCUACACCACCAGUAUCACGUUAUUACAUCGCCCAUUUCUGGAUUCAAUGACAUACAGUGGACACGAGUUUCAAACAGCCCUUGAUGUAUGCCGAAAGAAUGCCGUGCGAUCCAUUGGAGUCUAUGUGGAAGUCGAUCGCGAGAUGCAAAAAGGUGGAAGGCUGCACGACGACCAACAUAUUGCCGCGAACUUACCUUUCAGCGACUUCCUGAUGAUGACUAUCGUUGCGCCGCUUGAGUUCUUCGACUGCGUAGAUCUGCCACCUGUCGAGGGGAGGCCAUGCGCCUCGGUCCAUGCGCUUGAAAGCUCGCGAAUGCUUCGAGUAGUCUUGUCCAAUAUGUGUAUAAGGAAGUCAGGACCGAGUCGUAUUUCGAAUCCCCAUCAGUACUCGAACUAUAUCCAGAGUCCUGAAGUUAUAGAGGAUGAUGACCAUGUGCCAGUGGGCUCGGAUAGAAAUGUGUUUGGGUACGAAGGUGUUGAGGUUGAAUGCGGAAUCAGCAGUACCGAGUGGGAUGGCACAAUGGAGGAUUCAGAUCUACUCAUUGAUUACGAAUCCUUCAAUGAAGUGUUUAUGAACGAUGCAUGCUUGGAUCCCAUUCAGUAUUAA